Caenorhabditis bovis is the source of this 2163-nucleotide messenger RNA. The record is from the annotation of a GenBank genome assembly. Lineage: Eukaryota; Metazoa; Nematoda; Chromadorea; Rhabditida; Rhabditidae.
AUGCGUAAAUUGUCGCUCCUUUCCGGAUAUAAUAAGGAAUUGCCCACACUCACGGAAGGAGUCAUCGGCAACUCAGCAGCUGACGACGUCGACGAUUCACCAGCGGCCAACAACAACAACAACAACAAUUCAAAACAGAAACGGCAUCAAGGUUCGCUUCAGGUUCGCUUAUGCGGAGAAAUGUACGAGCAAUGGCCGACACUGGAGUUUUCCGAUUUGAGCUCGAGUAUUCUUGACCUUUUCACAAAAUCAACAUCACAAUCAGUGUCAUCUUCGCUUAUAUACGAACUCACACGGUCAGAUUCGGAUGAAAAUGGCGCAUCGAUUCGUUUAAACAGCGAAGAGCACCUGAAAUGGUGCAUGCAGGUGCUAAAUCACUCGCUGACGCUCUCAUUCGCCACCAGUCGUGAAUAUGAAACGUUGAAAGGCGCCGUUCGAAUAUAUCUUCAUUGGCUUCGUGCAUUAUGCGACACACCGGAUAAUAAUAUUCCGACACCUCUUUUAGAGACUCCUGAGAAAUAUUUUCGAAACAUCAUUGACGCACUUCGUUGGGUGUUUUGCCGAAGAGACGAUGAUUUGGACUCGACGAUCACCACUCCUCAUCAUGUACCAAAGGGAUUGGCAAUUGAGCGGCAAUCAAUCGAAAUUGAAAUGGUCCUCGAUCAGAUUAAGCUCCUUACGAGGAAUUCGAGCAGAAAAUAUUUGGAUGAGGUCUGGGCUCGAUCAUUGAGUUUUCUUCUGAACUCGGCUGACCUUUUGCUGUCCGAACCGAAUACGGCAGAUGAAAUGGGAAGUCGAAUAUGCGUUCGAGUCGCUGACACCGUAUUCGAGAUGUGGCUGAACGCGGUGCUCAAUGAGCACAUCCCUUCAUUAACGUAUUGGAGUUCGCUGGCGAGUUUGGCGCGGCGAUGGCGGCAUAAUGUGCCGAUUAUCGAAUGUUGGGCUCAGAAAAUACUCGGUUUGACCGUAUUGGUGUGCAAAAAAAUGUAUGGAGACGAUUAUUUGAAGAUUCAAAUACAUGAUGAGAAUAUCGCCCCGUUUGGGAAUGUGCCGAUUCUUCAAGAUGACGAUGAGGAGGAGAUUCAUCUACUCUACCGGACUUGGUAUAAUAUGCUGUGUCUGUUUGAUUGUCCCGCCAAGAUUCUAACGCAUGAUCCGAUGAGGAAUGAGUCGCUCAAUGGGAAAUGGCCAAGACGAACGGUUUCUAGCAUUUCGACCACAAAUCAUGAUUUGGCGUCGGCUAGCGCUAGUCAGGGUGUCGCUUUUUUCCUUGCUGCCACCACCAUUCAGCGGCUCGUUGAUUUGUUUUAUGGAGAUUCGCGAGUUCUUAUCGAUUUGCGUUCGACGGGAACCGACACCAUCAAAGCGAGUCAGACGGGAACGCGACAAGCGUCGACGAUCACUGAUGGCCACAGUCACUACACACAUAGAACUGCGUCGACGACUGGCGAAUCUGGUCGCUAUGUUUCGUUGAAUGGAGCUGUCGGUCAAAUGAUUAUUGAUGAAGCCCAACCAUCGAUGGCGUCGGGCUCGAAUUCGAGUGGAAAAACGUACGCCGAAUCGAGACGAGACCAAAGGAGUACGGUGACUGGUAAGAGUUGGGUUUUGGAGAAUUUGUGUAAAAGUCGAUUUUUAGAUCGUAACAAAGAUGCUUCGAAUCGGACGACAUCGGUGACAGAGUCGACAAUUUCGGCGCAAAGCCGAGCGUCUGAGCAAACCUCAUCGACAUUGACGUAUCGGUCUGCGCCAGUGCCAGAAGGAACCGCGCAUGGCGAAAGCAUCAGCCAUAUUGUCGCAAACUCUACUGCAUCUGCGCCGGUGUUCUCCGAGACGAAUCAGCAGCAACCGACGACGCAGGCAUCGACGAGAGUGAAGGCUCAGGCUCCGCCGCCGCCAUCCACUUCUGAAAUUGCGGGACCUUAUAAAUAUGCGAACCAAUUUGUCACCAACUUUUUGGCUUGGAAUCCUGGCAAUAUGCCAAUGAGCAAUUCGUCGCGAAAACCGAAAACGGAUCGAAUGCUGAAAUUGGUUGGAGAUUGGCUGUUCUCGAUGGCGAAUUGCACGCCGCCAAGAAUUCAUGGAUAUCCGACGACGAGUCAGACGAGGAAACACAAUGACGGAGUUUCGGACGGUGCGUUGAAUUUUUUGAAAUUGUUGGGUUGA